AUGUAUAUUCGUCUUUCAAUUUUUGUUGUACUUCUACUCGCAUUGGGAACUGUCGACUCGAAACACAAGCACAAAAAAGAAAAUGAACCAGAGUUCAUCAAGAAUUUGACAAACAAUCAACGCAGUUCAUUCUUCGCAAUCUCCAAGAAUCCUGGAUUUUCAUUCCAGCAAAAGGACGAUAAACUUGAGAAAUGGGCAGAGGACAACAAGUUGUCGGAACCAUAUGCCGAGUUCCGCAGAAACCUGGCCACUCACAAAGAGCAAGUCUCCAAGAACGUCUCUGCCGCAAUCGAUCGUCUUGCCGAAGCCAAAGCUGAAGUCGACAAAGUCGAUGCUGAUUUCAGUUUGACAAAGAUUCAAAGAGACGAUAAAAUCGAAGAGCUGAAGCAAAAAUAUCCACAGGAAAUCCCAACACUUUUCUAUAUGAGAUCCCUCUUCGAACAUCCAAAAAAGAAUGAAACCAGAGAUGGACCAUCUGAAGGAAGAGGAGGAAAGAGAAAGCGUCAAUAA
This is a messenger RNA of Caenorhabditis remanei, 510 nucleotides long. RefSeq lists its product as uncharacterized. The transcript has 2 exons. NCBI's taxonomy places the organism in Eukaryota, Metazoa, Nematoda, Chromadorea, Rhabditida, Rhabditidae. The record is from RefSeq and is a predicted model, not a curated record. Bases 1 to 510 code for a protein of 169 amino acids.